AGAUGACUCUGGGCCCUACAGCUCUGUCAUCGAUGCCCUUUUUCGUUUUAGAAUAGAGAUGGCCCUUAGCCUUAUAGCUACGGCAUCGAGUAUUUUUUUAUUCCCCUUAGAUGACACUGGGCCUUACGGCUCUGUCAUCAAUCAUUAUUUUUUAGAUAG
Molecule: messenger RNA, 159 nt
Organism: Dentiscutata heterogama
Lineage: Eukaryota; Fungi; Glomeromycota; Glomeromycetes; Diversisporales; Gigasporaceae
Source: the annotation of a GenBank genome assembly